Molecule: messenger RNA, 984 nt
Organism: Zychaea mexicana
Lineage: Eukaryota; Fungi; Mucoromycota; Mucoromycetes; Mucorales; Lichtheimiaceae
Exons: 2
Coding region: 319-984 (221 amino acids)
Source: RefSeq, a predicted model, not a curated record
GAUUUAUUGAUGCCUUUCAAGCAAAGGAGAUUCCCCCGCUGUUUAAAAUAUUUUCUUUUAGAAAACAGACAUCUUGCUUGAUGCCCCCUGCCUCUGGAGGAAAGAAGGACAAAAGUUUUACCCACGUGUUCAAUCUCAAAAAUCGGGUCCAGCGGUUUUUAGAAAUAUCUCCGUUUAUGUAGCGGCUGCUGUCUGUUCUCGUCCAUUGAGAAGCCGUGCGAUGGUCUGACUCAGCACACCUGCUUUUCGAUAGUUACACUAUUGCUUGGUCCGUGGUGGCGAUGAAAUCUGGGGUUUGCCCUCUUGGCAACGUUUGGCAUGCCGAAAGAAAAUUGGGGGAGAGACAUGAACAUCUUUACGAACUAUGAUGACAAGGGGGUUACAUCGCAAAGUUGGAGGACCCGUGCCAAGGCAGAAGCAUGGGAACUAGCCUUCUAUACGCCCGCGGGAUAUAUGGCUGCGCUUUGCCAUGGCGAUCGAAACCUAGAGGCGAUCGCUAGGCUCCGGUGCACCGGCUAUGAUACACAAGGAGGCUAUCUGCGGUUUGAGCCAGCAGCACCAUCCUCAUCCGCGGAUGGCGAGGUUGUCAGCAGUGCUACUACUAGCAACGACCAUUUUGUCAUAACUCACAAUCCACCGUCAUCGCUAAAGCUUAUUUGCGCACAAUGGCCGUGCCCUCCAACAGCUGAGGAUCAGACGCUCAACAUCCCCAUAGUUUGGAGCCCAGGUGUAUACCAGCAGCGGCUGGAUGGGGACCAAGGUGGAGAAGCAGGACAGAUCCAGUUUAGCAUUGUUGGGCAACAAUGGGGGGAUAAUACGUUCUGUAAUCAGUGUCGUACCAUGCACCGACCAUCAAACGACCACCCUAGUUAUAGCAGUAGCAAUGGUAACAAUGAUGGCAUGAAGAUCAGGUUCCAGAGUGCCCUUGUCACGUUUGAAUGGUUGCAACAAGGCUUACAAUACAAUAAAGAAGAGGUGUUCUGA